Messenger RNA from Staurois parvus, 310 nucleotides. The record is from the annotation of a GenBank genome assembly. NCBI's taxonomy places the organism in Eukaryota, Metazoa, Chordata, Amphibia, Anura, Ranidae.
AUGUAUGUGAAAUGGUUUGAUACAGUAAUGUUAUACUAUGUGAUUUUAGUGAAUGUCACUUUUUGUCAUUUUCAAAUUUCCCGCCGUUCCGUCCCCCCGUACGUCUCGACACUCGCAGGGGACGGAACCCGGAUGACAGAUGCCGGCAUCAGCCGGAUUACAUUGUUGGGGGACACUGCAGGAGGGACAUCGCGGGAGAGCAGGACAAGGUAAGUGAAGAACAGAUCCUGGAGCAGCGCUGCAUGGUAAGCCCGAGUGUAGCUCGGGGUUACCGCUUGUGCUACACUCGGGAAUACUGCCAGGGAGGUUA